Messenger RNA from Wallemia ichthyophaga EXF-994, 2553 nucleotides. RefSeq lists its product as uncharacterized. Gene Ontology annotation, cellular component: nucleus; mitochondrial outer membrane; cytosol. NCBI's taxonomy places the organism in Eukaryota, Fungi, Basidiomycota, Wallemiomycetes, Wallemiales, Wallemiaceae. The record is from RefSeq and is a predicted model, not a curated record. The coding region runs from base 1 to 2553 and encodes 850 amino acids. The transcript has 15 exons. Gene Ontology annotation, molecular function: protein binding.
AUGUCUUCCGGGUCCGCUAUAUCUGCUGCUAAUGACAGCCAUGAAAAAUUAUAUAUCCCGGUGAUGUACACACACUCAUACGGCACCGACGCAGUCAUACAGACACUGCCGCUGCCAUUCGCAGGUCGCAGCAAGAUUGACCGGUCGAGCGCAAUACCCAAGACAAUGACGAUGGGCGGAACUAGCCAGACGAGCACAGAGGCUAGAGAUAGCAAGAGGAGUGAGGAUGCCACGGAGAGGGAGCUAGUGCCACGGCUGGCAGUGAACCAGACGAGCUCGAACAAGGCUAGUGCAGGAUGUGCAGGAGUUUUGCAAGCUUUGGACCUUCUCUAUUGGGAUGCUGCUGAUGCUGCUGAUGCUGCUGUCGUUGAGGCCAGAGAGGAGAUUAUUGAUGAGCUUAUAGCGCUGCUCAACCAGGUCAUGCUCUACAUCAUUAUCGUCCAUUCUUCGACCACAGAGGGCUUCAACUUGCUUUUCAAUGAUAAGAUUGAGGAGUCGACACGCGAGCUAUCCAAACACAAUAAUGCGUUUGGUAAAACUGGAUUAGGAAUUAUUCUCUUCUUACAAGCUGCGUUGGGUAUGGAGGAUGGCAUGAUGGAAAGGGCACAGGAUCAACUUCUCCAGGCCGAGAAAGCUGCCGACUCUGCCAAGAGAGAGUGCAGCAAUGCAAAGCACAAUAAGACUAGAUUCGCUAGCGCUGCUCCUUAUGAGCUACUUGUAGCUGCGAAUGUAAUUGGGCAAUCUAUGACUCAGAUUUUAACGGAAUCCUCUGUUGAAAUGAUCAAAGCCAUUUACAAACUCAACAGAUCCUAUAAGCUGUACAACAACUCGUUCCUCACAGUCUUCCCUGGUGGCGCUGCGUCUCUGCCAGACACUCCAAUAGCUUCUCCUUCGCUAUCGAGACAACAAUCCACCCAAACACUCAACAAACCAGCCCCACCAAAGCCACAGAAAAGCUUCCUCGCAAAGAAGUUUGGUAGCUUCUUAGGCGGGGCUGGUGGUGGCACAAAUACCGCUCAAAUCACCACUCCUCAACCGCCAUCCGAUGAAGUUGAGGAAUUUGUCAUGUCUGGUGCUUGUUUCGGAUUCGGAUUGUUCGGUUUGGUAUUCUCGCUUAUGCCGCCAAAGCUGAAGAAGCUAAUUAACGUUUUUGGGUUCAAGAGCGAUAGGAAGGAGGCCCUCAAGGCGUUAAGUCUGAGUGCUAGCUACAAAGAUGUUCACUCAUCCUUCGCUGCACUCACCCUCCUCUUCUACACCUCAUCCACACUACUUCUUGCUGGUUGGAAUGCUGAUUCAGAAAAUGACAUGCGCAUGUUCGAGAAAAUUUUGAAAAGUUGUGAAGAAAGAUAUCCAGACGGCACCCUAUGGACGCUCAACAGAGCCAAACUGGAGCGUAUAAAUGGAAAUGCUGACAAGGCCCUUGAAAUUUUGGGUAGUACGCUCAACAAAGAUGGCGGCUUCCCUCAGGCUGAGGUAAUUAUAGUUUUUGAAUACGCUUGGCUCCUGCUCGCCGAGAAUAGAUACCAAGAUUCUGCACAAUACUUCCUUCAUCUGAUGAAACUCAAUUCGUGGUCACACGCCACAUACACUCUCUUGGCAGCUGGCUGUCAUUUGUCCCAUGCGCAGGAGGUAGACACAGAGGAGAACCACGCCAAAGCGCACGAGGAGUUUAUGAAGGCAAGUCUGCGUGGUGUGCCCAGUCUCCUCAACGCGAAGAAACUCGGUGGACGUAAUAUGCCAAUGGAGGAUUUUGCACAGCGCAAAAUAGCAUUCUGGAAGCGUAAGCAUGAGCGCCGUGUCGGUGCAUGCGCGAAACAGGGCAUUAGUGUCGAUCCUGAGCGAUGGGAUUUGGCCAUUAAGAUUAGUCCGGCAGAUGAAAUGGCAUGUUUCUGGAACAGCUAUGGGAAGAUAACACGUCACGCUGCUAUCAAGCACAUGGAAUCUUUGUGUCAACUCACACCUGCACCUCUGAUCGAGACUCACCUAGUCGACAUGACCAAGGCGGAGGGCAGCGCAGGUGCAGGUGCAGGCACAAUGGAAGAUCUGGACACACUCGACGAGAAGGCUGUAAGAUGUCUUCUUCUCGGAAUUCUCCAUCGCGCUAUCGGAGAGCUGGCCUUGUCUCGCAGAUACCUCGACGAGUGUGUGUCUUACAGAGGGCAGAUCACUGACGAUACUUGGGCGCCUGCAUUUGCGGCUUACGAGUUAGCGGUGUUGGAGCUGAACGAAUGCGACAGACUGACAGCUAAGAGUAGGUCGGACAGCGGUACACCAGAUUCCUCAGCUGCGUCCUUCUCCACGGCGAGGGAGGGCGAAGAUGCAGAGGGUGAGAAGGCUGAGAAGGCUGAGACGGAUGAAAAGACAGUCGAACCAUCCACCGCAAAGACGUCCAAGGAUAUCUGGAAGAGGGGUAUCGACGCUAGUGAGAAACACCUCGCUCUGGUUGCCUCAGGAGAGUUUGGGACUACGUACGAUCUCGAAGGUCGUCAAGGCACAAGAAUGUAUUUACUAAAGGAUGAGAUACAGACCAAAAAGGCACAGAUGGAGUUGUGA